Closterium sp. Yama58-4 is the source of this 1395-nucleotide messenger RNA. Lineage: Eukaryota; Viridiplantae; Streptophyta; Zygnematophyceae; Desmidiales; Closteriaceae. The record is from the annotation of a GenBank genome assembly.
AUGGCCGUGUCAUCUCUGCCGGCAGCAGCAGCGCUAACAGCAUUUCGGAAUCGGUCGCCAGGCGAGAGGGAGCUGUCACCGAAACUCAAGGCGAUUUUGGAGGUCACUGCCGUCACAGGCACCGUCUGGCAUGACUGGGAGAGCAUGAGGGAGCUAUUGGGAUUCACCAUCUCUCAGGUCCUGGAGGAGUAUGAGACAGAGCGCGUGGCAGGGGUGGGUCCGCCUCACCCGCUGCCAUCCGGGGAGACGUUUGCUGAGCUCAACGAGCGGAUCCUCUCAUACCUUGAGGCAUUCAAGGACGGGCCACCCUUCACCAUUCAGCGCAUCUGUGAGGUGCUUCUCAACCCCCGAGCCACCUACACCAACCUCAACCGCGUCGCUUUUGCUCUCGAGAAGCUGCUCCUGGUGACCUCUUCCGCCCCUCCCCCCACAGCCCCGUUCCCCGCCCUCCCCCUCCCCCCCGCCCAUCUCCACCGCCUCUACCGCACCUCCCCUUCCUCCCCCCCCUCCUCCCUCCCUCCUCCUUCCCAAACCUCCCCACCGCCCUCAAAACCCCAGCUUCCCAACCAGGGAGGGAGGGCAAGGCAAGAGGGGGGAGCAGCAGGACAGGCUGGGGAGGGUGCGGAAGGGGGUGGAGGGAAGAGAGACGAGGAGGAGGCAGGGGAGGGGGGAAGGGCAGCAAUGGAGACAGACGAGAGGGGGGGUGAGGGCAGGUCAGGUUCACCUGACAUUGCCCCGCACUCGCCUGAGUUUGCAGGAUUCUUUCGAGAAGUGGUGGUGGAGCAAGCAGCCAUGGAACUGGGUGGGGCCGCUGGGGGUGCUGGGGUGGGUGGCGCGGCGGGUGCUGGGGCGGGUGCUGUGACGGCAGAGGGCGGGGGAAGGAGCAGUGGGGGAGCUCGGGAUGAAGGGGUGGGUAGUGGCACUGCUGGUGACGGUAGUGGUGGGAGCAGCGGUGGGAAUGGCGGUGGCGAGGGAAGCGGGGGGGGCGAUGCGGGCAGCAGGGGGAGAGGAGCGAGUGGUGGUGAUGGUAGGGAGGUUAGGGUGCAAGUGGGGAGGAUGGACGAGGGGAAGGACGAGGAUGGGGAGAAGGAGGACCAGGAGGGGGAGGAAAGCAGGGAGGGGAGGAGGGAGGAGGGAAGGGAGGAGGGAAGGGAGGAGGUGAGGGAGGAAGAGAAGGGGGAUGAGGAGAUGAAGGGGGAAGGAGGGGGUGACAUGAAAGUUGAAAGAGGGGGUGAUAUUCGAGUGGAGUGUGAGGAGAAGGCUGUAGAGGGGGAGGAGGAUGGAGAUGGUGGAAGUGGGGAGGGUGAUGGGGAGGACUCUACAGGACAAGGCCAAGGGAAGAAGGGAGGAGGGGAGGGUGAGCGGAUGAGUGUAGAUCAGGAGAAUAAUGGGUAA